UGCAACCCAUAGUUGUGAGCGGCUCUCGCCGUUCAUGGUAAUGGUGUUGGUGGUGGUGUGUAUGUGCUUGUCGCCGAUUUGAUCCCCCAAACGCUGCCAUGAGCGCCUGCUUGUGAUUUGAGCACAACGGAACACCUCGGAGACGAAAAGUGGUUGCAUUCCUCUGCGUGGCAAGCAUCAAGGAAAAGGCCGGCAGGGUGGUGAGGGGGGCCAUGAGUAGCACUGCCGAGUGAGCGGAAGACCGUUACCCUCUGAGGACCCUCUGCCCCCCCCCCCCUUGGUGCAGUCGGGGGUCCCAGUGGCCCCUGCGUGGCCUCUGCCACCAUGAAGAUCGAGCGCAGCCGGCUCAAGAAAAGCUCCUCGGAGGUUCCGCUGGACUGUAAGCUCCUGGUCGAGCGGCUCAAGAGCUGCACCCAGGAGGAGCUGCUCCAGGAGCUCAAGGCCGUCAAGAGCUGGAACUGGGGCAAAUGUGAGCUGUACCACUGGAUCGAUGUCCUGGACCUGUUCGACUCUCUGCUGGAGGCAGCAUGCCAGACAACCCAGGAAGGCCAGUGGUGUCUGCCAUGCGACAGUCCUGGCCGAGAACAGGAGAAGGAGCUCCUGUUGUACAUUCUCCAGUUUACAGCCCUCCUGAUCGAACACAGCUUCUCGAGGCAUCUCUACAACUCCAUGGAGCACCUAACGGCACUGCUGUCGUCAAGCGACAUGCAAGUGGUGCUGGGUGUACUCAACCUACUCUACGUUUUCAGCAAACGUUCCAACUUCAUCACAAGGUUAAAUCCAGACAGGCGGCAGGCCCUCCUGACAAGGCUGACGUACCUGGCGGAGAACUGGGGGGGAAAGGAGAAUGGCUUCGGCCUGGCUGAAUGCUGUAGGGACCUUCCAAUGAGCAAAUUUCCAGCCAGUGCCACGACUCUUCACUUUGAGUUUUACAUGGAACCUACGGAUGGCACGGGAGCCAAGAAGCAGCCAUCCACCACAGUCUCCGUCAUUCACAUGGAAAACGUGGACAAGAUUACGAACAAGAACCCAUCUCAGAUCAUGGAGGAACUGCUCGAGACAUACGCUGUCCCACCAGCCAAACACAUGCUGCUGCUGACACAUGUUCGUUUAGCGCACAGUUUUUCCAGCUACCCCAAGCGGUUACAGUGUGUGCAGGCUCGGCUUCAAGCGCUCUCCAUACUCGUGUACUGCAGUGCAAUCCAGGACAACAUAAACAGUCUCCUGUACAACGGCCUCAUCGAGGAGCUCGUGGAUGUCUUAGAGUUGAAGGAUCCCAAUCUCAUAGAAAUCAAGGCCGCUUCUCUACGAACACUGACCUCUAUCAUUCACCUAGACCGCAAUCCAAAGCUCGGCGCCAUUGUUGAUGCAACUGGUGCCGCAUCCUACCAUGGCUUUCUGCCCGUGCUCGUCAGGAGUUGCAUUCAGUCGCUCACGGAGCCUGGUGCCGACCCAUUCCCCUUGCCAUUCGCCACAGCACUGUUUUCGUUUCUGUACCACUUGGCCAGCUAUGAGAGUGGUGGGGAAGCGCUGGUGUCCUGUGGGAUGGUGGAAUCUCUCCUGAAGGUGAUUGGCUGGCACGGCACCGAGCCGGAGCACAUCACGUUUGUAACCCGCGCAGUACGUGUGAUAGACCUCAUCACAGGACUGGACAUGCAGACCUUUCAGGCUCACGGUGGCCUCAACAGCUUCAUUCGACGACUUGAGCUCGAAGUGGAGCAUUGUAGGAAAGAGCAGCCAUUUGCCAUCCGGCCACGACACAGGGAGCCCUCGGUUGCUUCGACUGACGAGAAUCUUGCCCAGGACCCAACUCCAAUGGAAGUGGAUCAGUCGCCAAGGAGUGAGUCACUAGCCUCUACAUCCGCGAGAGGUGAUGCUGGUGUAGAUGGCAUCGAAGGCGGAGCGCCAACGUCGCUCGUUGCAUCCAGUGAUUUAGAGGAGGAACCGGAAAUUCGAAGAGGCCUUCAGUGCUUCCCUCAGAGGGCGGCUCUCCUCAAGUCGAUGCUCAACUUUCUCAAGAAAGCGAUCCAGGACCCAUCGUUUGCAGACAGCAUACGGCACUUGAUGGAUGGCUCCUUACCACGUUCCUUGAAGCACAUCAUCAGUAACUCCGAGUACUACGGUCCGUCUUUGUUCCUAUUAGCCACCGACGUGGUCACAGUGUACGUCUUCCAGGAACCAUCGCUCCUGUCUUCGUUGCAGGACAAUGGCCUCACGGACGUUGUUCUUCAUGCCCUUCUAGUGAAAGAGGUGCCAGCGACGAGGGAAGUCCUGGCAUCCCUCCCGAAUGUGUUCAGUGCACUGUGCCUCAACGCCCGUGGUUUGCAAGCAUUUGUGGCCUGUCGGCCGUUUGAACGACUGUUUAAGGUUUUGCUGUCACCGGACUAUCUGGCGGCCAUGCGUCGACGCCGUUCGUCAGACCCCAUGGGUGACACUGCAUCCAAUUUGGGAAAUGCCAUGGACGAACUGAUGAGGCAUCAGCCGAGUCUGCGGGUUGAUGCCACCGCAGCUAUUAUCAAGCUUUUAGAAGAGCUGUGCUCCGUGGGCCGCAAUCCGGCCUUCGUGUGCUCCCGGCCAGCAGCUAAGAGUGAGGCGGGCGGAGUCUCCGGCAGCGGAGCCCAGGCCUCCAGCCACGGGGGCGGGGCUUCUGGAAGUGGAGCCGGUGGUCGAGGCUCUGGAAUGGCCAACGAUGCGGGCUCCUCGGACGAAGAAGAAGAGGAGGAGGACGUGGACCCGGCACCCACGGUGCCGUCGACGCCCAAGGCCAACGAUGAAGGCAAGGCGGCGUCCGGCACCGGGGGCACCACAGCCGAGGCGCGCACCCCGGUGCCCCUGGUGGACUACAUCCUGAAUGUGAUGCGGUUCGUGGACGCUAUCCUGAGCAACAACUCGACCGACGACCACUGCCGGGAGUUUGUACAGCAGAAGGGGCUUGUGCCCCUCAUGAGCAUUCUGGGCCUGCCCAACUUGCCCGUCGACUUCCCAGUCUCGCCGGCCUGUCAGGCGGUGGCGUCCGUCUGCAAGUCUAUCUUGAACCUGGCACACGAGGCCCAGGUGCUGCAGCAGGGUCUGAGCCACCUGGGUGCUGUGUUGGCAAGCCUGGAGCCCCUGCACAAGCCCCUGGAUCCCCCGGGGGGUUCUGUGCUCCUCGAAGAGUUGUUGGGGGCCCUGGCUACCUCCCAAGGAGCAUCGGGCAGCGAAGGUGGUGAGGGCGCAGCGGCUACAGUGACGACGCAGCAGCAAUCGCCCUUGCUUCACGCGAUGGCUGCCACUCACGCCUACAUCGUGAUGUUUGUGCACGUCUGCCGCACUGGCCAGAGCGAGAUCCGUUCCAUCUCGAUGAGCCACUGGGGCUCUGAGCUGGGCCUGGGCGUGCUGCGAGGCCUCUCCCGGCUCUACACCUCGCUCGUAUGGGAGAGCACGGUACUGCUGGCUCUGUGCAAUGACUCAGCACUGCCUCCCGGCUGCCCCUUUGGCCGACACCAACUCCAGAGGCUUCAGGGCACCUUGCAGAACAUGCCAGACGCAGUGGCGAGCACGUCUGCAGUGGCCCUGGACGACUCGCCGCCACAGAACGGCAUGGAGGUGGAUGUGGGCAUAGCGGACAGCCCUGGAGGGGCAGCAUCAUCCACCUCUGUGGAUGGUAAGGCCAACAAGACACGUUCGCAGGCAGCUGUUAAGCAAAUCAAGCCCUUGCUGACGGGAGCAUCGCGACUGGGACGUGCACUCGCCGAACUGUUUGGCCUUCUUGUCAAGCUCUGUGUGGGUUCCCCGAUGCGUCAGCGACGUGGUCAGCAGGUGCCGCCAUCCCCCACGGCUCCGUCCCCUUCUGCACGGGCAGUGGCUUCGGCUCUGACCAGACUACUGGCGAACGGUCUAUCCUGGGAGCCACCUCUUACCUCUCCCAUGCCGAAGUUUAGGUAUGCAAAUGAACUCGUUUUUGACCCUGUUGGCAUUGACUCAAGGGCUCACCUUUACAUCUGCUCGGUGGGCUUCACAUCGCCGAUGCUGUUUGACGAACGCAAAUACCCGUACCACCUGAUGCUGCAGCGGUUCCUCUCGUCUGGAGGACAAGACGCCUUCUUCGAGACGUUCCGUUGGGCCCUGACGUGUGGCGGCAAGGUGCCCCUGAGCGAAGGCCUGGAGAGCCCCGACCUGCCCGAAGGCACGGGCGAGUUUCUUGAUGCCUGGCUCAUGCUUCUCGAGAAGAUGGUGAACCCCCGCAUGGUGCUCGAGUCGCCCCACACGCUGCCUGCCCGGUCGGCGACCACCGGCACGGUGCCGGCCUUUAGCCCGGUGCUCUACCUGAUCCACACGCAUAAGCGGGCCUUCGACGCCAUCAUGCAGCUGUGGGAUCGCAAGCCCCUGAAGGUGUACGGCGACCGCAUGUCCGAGUCCAUGCUGGCCAUCCUCUGCCACCUGCUGCGUGGGGAAGGCCUCAUCCGGGAUAAGCUUGCCAAGGAAAAGGAAACAGCGUCGGCUGUUGGUGCUUCAGGAGGCCCAGCUUCCUCAGCGGCGUCUGAUGGUGCGCUGCUACACGGAAGUGUCCGGUCUUCCAGAGGGGCCCUGGGAGCAUCGUCACACGAGGACAUCAACCAAGACCACCUGCAGCAGCUGAUGGACAUGGGCUUCUGCCGAGAGCUGGCCGCGGAGGCCCUCGCGCACUCUGCCUCCCUCGAGCAGGCCACGGACUACCUGCUCAGCCACCCAGCAGCCUUGGCACCGAGCGGGUCCGGAGCCCACCUUGGCGUGGCCGGAUCACCUCUGGUCACAUCUGGACGGCCAUUGGCAGAACUUCCAUCUGACUUGGAAAUGUCGGAGGAAGACCAGAUGAUGCGGGCCAUCGCCAUGUCCUUGGGUGAAAACGUCACACCAGGACAGGCUAAAGAAGGUGACAAAGUGAUGCGUGACGAAGAGGAGGACGACGAGAAAGUUCAGCCCGAAGAGGAGCCGGCAGAACCGGCGGUAAUGGAUCGCUUCACGGAGAACAUGCUGCCGGGCUGCCUGCGGUUGCUGGACGCUCUGCCUGAAACCGUGUACCGUGUCUGUGACCUGCUGGGUGCCGUGGUGUCGCGUAACGGAGUUGUCUGGCGAGACCAGAUGCUUGCCAGCCUGCUUCAGGAGGUUCGGACAACAGUGACAUCCUUGCUUGAGAUAGCCACGCGUGACGACCUGCCCCAGGCGGAGCAGGCUGUCCAACUCGCCACCCUGCCUGUGGCCAACAUGGCUGCUGUGCGUGUACACCUGUUCACCCUGCUCUUUGAGGAGAUGCGCCUGCCGUGUGCCACCCUGCUCGAGGAGCAGAGCCUGGUGGAUCUCCUGGUGCAACUGGUAGACGCAGCCCAGCACGUGCUGGUGCUGCCGACUCCACCCAAGGAGCCACCGACCACGCCUAAGUGGCUGGUGUCGCUGAUCCUGCUUAUUGACCUUUAUGAGAAGGCGUCAGUGGCGUCCAAGAGAAGAGCACCCCUGCUUCAGCUUCCCAAGAGGCAGUGGAAGUGGUUUGACGAUCGUACGGGCCGGUGGAACGCCUAUACUGCUCUGAACAACAAAGCCAUUGAUGAUGCCUACUGCGCAGUCGAACCCAGCGUUCACUUUACGGCUGGGCGGCGCAAGUACACAGUGCAGUUUUCAACGAUGGUGCAGAUCAACGAGGAGACUGGAAACUGGCGCCCCGUAAUGCUUGCCUGGGACGGGAAACCAGCUGCUACGGCGAGUGCCACGACGGGGGUUUCGUCAGCUACAGCAGUCGAUGCCGGCGCCGGAACCAGUGCCAGCACCGCAGUUCAUCCCACUGCACCAGUCGGUGCUGCCGCUUCCGUGGGUGCGUCUGCUUCUGUGCCAACGCUGUCGUCUGCUUCGGCUGACGUGGCCAGCACAGUCCCCACAACAGGUGCCGACUCGGGAAAUGCGUCGGGAUCGUCGACAACACCUGUGACACCAACAACAGUCAAGGGCCUGAGUCCGCACCAGUGCUCGACAUUGAUCAGGGCAUGCGUCGGACUGCUUAGCAUCCCUGUGGAGCCCGACACACUGCAUGGUGUGCUGCGGUUGUCUCUGCGGCUGACGCGGUGCCACGAGGCUGCGCAGGCAUUUGCUGCCCUGGGAGGACCUCGCCUGCUUCUGGGACUCACCCAGGCGUCAGCAUUUUCGGGAUUCGCUUCUCUCGCCUCUCUGCUGGUCCGGCACGUGGUCGAGGAACCGCCCACCCUGGCGCACGCCAUGGACAAGGUUGCUCGCACCAUGGCAACAGCUGGGGGCAGUCCCGUGAGCUCCAAGGAACUCCACUAUGUGCUGCGGGUGUUGGGUCCGGCUGCGUGCCGUGAUCCAAAACUUUUCCAGGAAGUGGCCACCAAUGUCCUCCGCAUCUCUCUCCUGCCAAUGUCCAAAAGGCCCGAAGAGGAAGAAAGCCGGUACACCAGCAGCAACGCCGUGCAGAUCCUCAAGUGCGUCGCAGCCAAAGGGCCGACGGCCUCAGCUCCCGUGGGCGAUCUGGUCGCCCAGGUGAUGAGCGACCUGCUCAACGUCCUGCCCUCCCCACUGCCUACUCCGCAGCCUCAGGAAGGUCAGGCAGAGGUGUCAUCGGACCCCAGUGGGAGCCCGCCCUCAGCUUCCAGUGGAGCAGCAGGAAUAGUAGGUGGUGUCGGUGGCACUGUGCCCGUCGACCUUGUGCGCGAGGGCAGCGGCACUGACCUGCUGGACGAGGAACCUGUGCCCAACCUGGACCCGUCUGGCGGAGUGGAGGACAAGGGUGCGGGGUCUGCAGGGUCAAGCCGCCCUUUCGGUCAGGCCCCCAAGGAAGACAAGAGCCUGCCUUUGCUGCCUAAGUCAGCUGUGUGCCGGCUUCUGGCGGAGCUGGUGCGCUCGUACGCCCCGUGUGCCCGGAUGGUCGCCGAUCACGUCUACACUGCUGGCCAGACAGAGCUCGUGCCGGAGGAGAUCAGUGCGCUGGGCUUCCUGCUGGACAACCUACUUCCGCAGUGCCAGAAGGCAGGCGACAAGGACAGCCCCGCCUUGGCUAGAGUUCUGGUGGCAGCUCUGGCCUCUGCCAACCACUCUCCUGACACGCAGGCCACUCUCGUGGUCGAGGUAAAGGCAGCUCUGCAGCGAGCGCUCGCACUGCCCGAGACGGUGGAGAAGCAUGCCCGCAUCCAAGCGCUGACCGGACUAGUUGGCACCAUGAUCGAAUCUUGUCCACCUGCUCAGGCUGCCUCGUCUUUCAGGCAUCUUCACGCCAGCAUGAACAACAUGGUGCGGGUGCUGCUCCGCCGAGGCUUGCUGACGGACCUGGCACGCAUUCCACACAACCUAGACCUCUCUUCACCGCACAUGGCUGCCACAGUCAACUCUGCCCUGAAACCGCUGGAGACACUGUCACGCAUAGUCAAUCUGCCAUCGCAGGCCGCCCCCGGUGGGCACCCCCGCGGUGGGCGAAAAGCGACGGGCUCUUCGCAGAGCGGAGGGCCCGGGGCGGGCGGAGCCGGUGGUCCAGGAAGCGAAGCUGGCAGCUCCUCUCGCACACCGAUGCUGCUGGCCUCUCACGAUGAGGGACGGGAAGAUGAAGAGGAGGCGCAUGCACAAGUCGGCGACGAAGAACAUCGAGACGGCGAGGACGGGCCGCCGCCUCUUGAACCUGUUGGGGGUCGAAAUGCUGAGAUGAGUUCGUCUGAGGCUACGAAUGCCUAUGGGGAAGUUACGGUAGACGACAACACCGACAGCGAAUCCCACGCAGUCCCCGAGGAAGCGGUGGUUGUCUGCAGCGAAAGCGGUGCUGUUCUGAACGAUGCCGACGGCGUUGACCUGGUUGGCAUUGUGGACGCCCUGCUGGACAGGGACUCUGAAAAUGCGCCCGUUCUCGAGGGUGGCCUGACGGGUCGGGGCGAGCUAACGCUCAGAGUUGAGGCCCAAGAGGAACACGACUCGCAGAUGAUCUCGCAGCGUGAUAUUGAGGAAGUGCACCAGGAGACAACAGACUCUGAAAGCAACUCUGACUCUGGACGCAGCGAAGAUGAAGUUGAGCAGGACGAGGAAAACGAAGACGAAGGGGAUGAGGAGGCGGAAGAUGAAGACGAGGAUGAAGAGGAGUAUCAGGACCUGGAGGAAGCCCUGUUUCGAAUGCAGGACCGAGAUGACAACCUCUUUUUCCACUUUGAGGAAGUGUUCCCGUCAUCUGGCACCUCGAUAAUGUUUGGCGGCUCUGAGGGUAUCCGCACUUACCAGCUGCCUAUUGUUCCCGACGAAAGCAACAAUGGUGCAGGACACAACUACAACAUGAAUGCGUCAGGUCCAUCGAUUCCGCCGCCCCCAGGCACGGUGGCGAGCACGCACCCGCUGCUGGUGCGGCACGGGGACCCCCAGGCUGCAGGUGGCCCCUCGUCGCGGCUGCACCGGCGCACCCGAGGCUUCCGUGCCCAGGGUUCUACGCAUCCCAGCAACAGCAGCGGCACCUGGCACGUGUAUGCCAACCGCCAUCCUAACCCCCCUGCUAUACUCCAGAGGCUACUGGGUCCCAACACAGCGCAGGACAUCCUUCAGCUGACGUCGACAUUCAACCCUGUGGCAUCAUCAACCGCCCAGACGAGGGUGGUGUUUGCCAACAGCGACUUCCGGAUACUCGCUACCGACGAUGACAUUUUUGAGAUACAGGAUCCGGGCACAUUUGUGUCGAGCAGUGGCACCGGAACUUUGGCCAACAUCCCCACAGCCCUGGUGCGGUGGACUGAGGAGUCACGGGUCCUGGACGGAGACAGCAUGCAUGACUGUGUCGCAGGACUCAAGCCGGCCAUCCUGGAGGUUUUAGAGAAACAUCGUGAUGAAGAGCUUGCCGAGCGGCGAGAAAAGCGGUGCAAGCUGCAGGAGUCUCAACCGGCGGCAGCGACGACGUCGUCUGCGGCGCCAGUGUCCGCCAGCACUACCUCCACGACGGCAGCCGCCGCGGCGGCAGCCCAAGCAGAAGACAACAACCACAACCAGGACAACGAGUGCACCAUGAUGUUGCUGGGGCCAUGGCCUUCGACGACGGGUGCCUCGUCUACGACGACGACGACUACGACAAGCAGCCGGAACAUUCCACCUGCAGACUUGGACGAAGUGAUGGCCGCGGCUUCAUCACUAUCCGGAUAUGCAGCUCCGGGGUCACAGUCGCAGCAGCCACAGCCGACUUCAGUGACUGUGGCAACAGCAGCUGUCAGCGAGCCCUCAACUGUGUCAGCAAGGUUGGCGGCGAGGAUACCGCCCAACCCUGAGCCACUGGCGUCCGAGCCAGGCGCAAGUGAGUCGUCUCUGGCUGGCACCGAACGCUUGGCAGCUUCCAUCGUGGAGCGGGUUUUGGGGCCGGCCUUGUCCAUGACUUCCGAGCCUGCAGCCUCGAUGCCGCCAGGUGCUCCACCCAUGAGCUGGCUAGAGGGUUUGGGCAGCACGGCGCUCUCGGCUGUGGCCAAUGCCCUCCAGCAGUCCAGCAGCUGCGCGGGGGGUCUCUUUGCGGCCGCUGGCCAGGCGUGCCCAAUGGACACGUCAGAGCCAACCACGACCACCACCACCACUACUUCGGGGGCAGCCAUGCCAUCUGAGUUCGAAGAUGCUUUCAUAGCAGACGGCCAGAAUCUGAGCAUCGAUGAAGGGGACAGAGACACCGCAUCACCAGACACAAGAGAGGUGGCCGCCAUUGUGGAAGAUGUUGGCUCUGAAGAAUCGCAACAGCCAGCCGAGGAAGUGGAAGCUGGGGUUCCUGUGCCAGCACAGCCACCUCCAGCGCAACGUGCUGCCGACACGGCUGGGCCUUCUGUAUCCAACGAAUAUGCAAGCAUCCUGGGAGACGUCGAGAUUCCCGAAGGCGUGGACCCGUCCUUCCUGGCAGCGCUGCCAGAAAACAUUCGGCAGGAGGUGAUAGCGGAGCAGCUGAGGCUUCAGCGGCUCCGUACGCACGCCCAGCAGCAACAGCAGCAGCAGGCGGCUGCGUCCUCUGCAGACGGUUCGGCCACUUUCACCGAGGUCAACCCAGAAUUCCUGGCCGCCCUGCCUCCCAGCAUCCAGGAAGAGGUGUUGGCACAGCAGCGCGCUGAGCAGCAGCGGCUAGCUGCCCAGAACUGCAACCCCGAUGCGCCUGUGGACCCGGCCUCAUUCAUACAGACCCUGCCGCCGGGUCUGCGGCAGCAGGUGCUGGCCGACAUGGACGACUCUCUGCUGGCACUGCUACCCGCAGAGCUGGCCUCGGAGGCGCACUCCCUGCGGAGGGAGCUGGAGGCCCGUCACAGACAGAUGCAGGAGCGCUUCUUCUCUUCGCACGGGGGUACGGCUCUUUCGCGCAUCCUCCGGUCGGCAGCAGGUCGCAUGGGCACGCGCUACACAAUCCACACGGUGCCACACCAUCGGGGCCAGUGGACAUGGAACGCGCUGUCCUCCCGGGGUGGUGCGGGUGGUGGCUCCUCCGGCGGAGGUGCUUUGGGCCCACCAACUUCUCAGCAGGCCCGCGGUCGUCAACUGCUUGACCAUGAGGCCCUGGCCUGCCUGCUCGUGCUUCUCUUUGUGGACGAGCCGCGCAUCAACACGGGUCGAUUGCAUCGAGUGCUCCGCAACCUCUGCUACCACCCACCCACGCGACAUUGGGUUGUCAAGUCCCUCCUGUCCAUCCUGGAGAAGACGAAAGAGAACAAACCCCUCGAGGCAACGGGUGCCUCGAUGGAUGGCACAACAGCCGCGAACGCGACCAGUCCCGGUUUGCAGCAGCACACUUCCCGAGGCAAGAAGCUGAGCAAGGCCCAGUCCGCUGGCUUGCAGCAGCAGCAGCCGUCGUGGCUCUCCAUCAGCUUGGACGCUGCACUUGGCUGCCGCACGAGCGUCUUUCAAAUUGUGCGGCACUGCAGUAGCAGACGCCCCUGCCCGCAGGUCACCAUCCACCCACAGGCGUCGCCGGUCGUCUGCCGGCAUGUCCUGGACACGCUGAUCUCAUUGGCCAAGAGCUUCCCCGUCCAUUUCCUCCCCGAGAAAGUCCGUGGCGGGCCAUCGGGUCCGUUGUCAUCCGGCAAGGCGAGUGCAGGCGGCGCCGGCACCUCGAGCCGCCCAUCUUCCCGGUCGGCACCCUCAACGUCGGCCGCGUCGUCGCCUCUGGCUGCCGAGCCGGGCAAGGACGGCGACUUCUGGAGCGUCCUGGUGCGGCUCGAUUGCAACGCCGCCGGCAUCAGCAUGGGGAAGCGUGCACCCAAGGCUGCGCAGCCGGAAGAGGAAAGCAACCCAGGGUCCUUCGAAUCGUCUCCCCUGGCCCAGCUGAUUUCGCUGCUGGCGCACCCCGUCGUGAAGCGGAGCUCCGUGCUGACGGACCGCCUGUUGAGGCUGUUAGCACUGGUCUCCAUGGCGAUUCCGGACCAGGAGAAAGAGAACAAACUGCCACCUGCUUCAGCGGCCGCUGCUCCCACUCCGGCAGCGGCGGCGGCUUCUGCCUCCAACAGCACCGUCACGCUGGACAUUGAUGGAGCGCUGCUGGGCCGGGCGACUGAGGUGCCUUCCUGUUCCCGCCAGGAGCAGCAGCAACAGCCACAACAGCAACCACAGCAGCAGCAACCAUCACAGCCACAGCCGCAUCACCCGCAAACUGUUGCUGAAGCCCUGGCGUCAUCAGUAGCAGCUGUAUCUGCAGCAGCCGCCGCAGCUGCAUCGUCAAGGGCACCACUCCUGCCGACCACACCUGUAGUGCCCAUUGCACCGGCAGCACAGACUUCGGCACCCGCAGCUUCAUCACCCGCCGCUUCAGAAAAGGCGGCACCGGAGCAACCCACGGAGGCUGUGGCCAUGGAAGACGACUCUCCACACAUCGAGAACGUGGUGCUCGAACAGCAUCUCAAGCUCGCAGUCGUGUGGGUUAUUGACGCUGACAUCCAAGGCCUGUUCAGAGGAAGGCCUAGAAGAUGCGACUUCCCUAUUGCUACGGCUGUCCGUGGGUGCCCCUCGGCGAUGCAAGUGGUGCUGCGGCUGUUGCUCGAAGGAGCACAAUCGCUCGGUGCCACCGUCGAGACCUCAAUUGCUGCCCUGCUGGCCGAGCUGAGGACGCUCAAUGCGCGCCUGGCCUCGGAGCGCCUUGCCCUGGAGGAGAACGAGCGGGACGAUGCCUACGCCGCUGGACGUGCUGCUACCGUCUCCUCGCCACAGCCCGCCCUGGCGUCAUCAGUAGCAGCUGUAUCUGCAGCAGCCGCCGCAGCUGCAUCGUCAAGGUCACCACUCCUGCCGACCACACCUGUAGUGCCCAUUGCACCGGCAGCACAGACUUCGGCACCCGCAGCUUCAGCACCCGCCGCUUCAGAAAAGGCGGCACCGAGCAAGCCCACGGAGGCUGUGGCCAUGGAAGACGACUCUCCACACAUCGAGAACGUGGUGCUCGAACAGCAUCUCAAGCUCGCAGUCGAGACGCUGACAUCCAAGGCCUGUUCAGAGGAAGGCCUAGAAGAUGCGACGUCCCUAUUGCUACGGCUGUCCCGUGGGUGCCCCUCGGCGAGGCAAGUGGUGCUGCGGCUGUUGCUCGAAGGAGCACAGUCGCUCGGUGCCACCGUCGAAACCUCAAUUGCUGCCCUGCUGGCCGAGCUGAGGACGCUCAAUGCGCGCCUGGCCUCGGAGCGCCUCGCCCUGGAGGAGAACGAGCGGGACGAUGCCUACGCCGCGGGACGUGCUGCUACCGUCUCCUCGCCACAGCCCGGAACAUCGGGCGUCCGGUCAACGCCGGGCACCAUACAGGACCGGUUCACACACUCGACUGUGGUGAUCACGGCACCGGGUGGCCCUGUGGCUGGUCCUGGGGCCCCACCGAGCAAUCGGCUUCCCAAGGGUGGCAGAGAGCUGCAGCUCCCCUCGAUGGGAGCGCUCACCUCCAAGAUGUCGUCACAAGCAUUUUUCCUGCGGGUGCUCAAGGUGGUUAUCCAGCUUAGGGAGGCAGCACAGGGCAGCCUACAGCAGCAGCUGGCAAGGAGGAGACUGUCGGGGGCGUGUGACAUUCCCCCGUCGGCAGAGCCCCUGGCCUUCUCGUGGUCGACAGAGUCGUUCAGCACCAGCACACCCGUUGCUGAGCGCACACCACACCCGGUGCAGCCUAAUGCCAACAACCACAUGGAUGUCGAUGGUGCUGGCGUCUCUGGUGGCCCGGCUGCAGCGAAUGGGCAGAACGGUUCUGCACAACCGUUGGCCGCAUCCACACCGACCCGGCAAGGUUCUGUACCAGGAUCGGAAGCUGGUGCCACAGACGAGCCGCUGCCCCUGAGUGAGGAGCUGAAGCUGGAUUCCCUUUGGAGCACCCUCAGUGAUUGCCUGCUCGAGUUAGCCGACACGCAGGACCAGCAUGCAGUGCUGGUUCUUCAGCCAGCCGUGGAGGCCUUCUUCCUGGUGCACGCUAGCGCCCCCUCGGCUGCUGCGGCCACAGGUGGCAGCGCGUCUGUGGGUAGCUCACGGGACGUGGCUCCCCGGCGGCGCGAGUAUCGCUCGGAGAGCCGCGAGACGCAGCUGGCACACAUCCACCAGGAGAUGGCUCCCCUGUCGCCCCUGGCGCAACAGCAGGACGGCCAGGCACCCGCCACACCUGGCGCAGAACGCCCCGCCGAUGCCCACCUUCACCCAGAUGUCCAGAAGUUCUUGGGUUUCGCUGAGACGCACAGGACGGUGCUGAACCAAAUCCUGCGCCAGUCGAGCACUCCCCUGGCUGACGGCCCAUUUGCCGUGCUUGUUGACCACACGCGUGUGCUCGACUUCGACGUCAAGCGGCGAUACUUCCGGCAUGAGCUCGAGCGGCUCGACGAGGGCUCGCGGCGAGAAGACCUGGCGGUUCACGUCAGGCGGGAGCACGUCUUCGAGGACUCGUUCCGUGAGCUGCACCGUCGUCCCCCGGAGGAGUGGAAGAACCGCUUCUACAUUGUCUUCGAGGGCGAGGAGGGACAGGACGCUGGCGGCCUGCUCCGCGAGUGGUACACCAUCAUCUCCCGCGAAAUCUUCAACCCCAUGUAUGCACUGUUCACGACAUCGCCGGGCGACCGGGUGACAUACAUGAUCAACCAGGCGUCGCACUGCAACUCGAAUCACCUGAGCUACUUCAAGUUUGUGGGACGUGUGAUUGCCAAGGCAGUGUACGACAACAAGCUGCUCGAGUGUUACUUCACACGCUCCUUCUACAAGCACAUUCUGGGCAAGCCAGUCAAAUACACAGACAUGGAGAGCGAGGACUACUCGUUCUACCAGGGCCUGGUGUUCCUUCUGGAACACGGCGUGCGGGCACUGGGCUACGAGCUGACCUUCAGCGUAGAGGUCCAGGAGUUCGGUGUGACGGAGGUGCGCGACCUGAAGCCCGGCGGCCGGCACCUGCCCGUCACGGAGGAGACAACCCAGGAGUACGUGCGCCUUGUGUGCCAGGAGAAGAUGACAGGCGCCAUCCGGCGGCAGCUCAACGCUUUCCUCGAGGGCUUUUACGAGAUCAUCCCCAAGCGGCUAAUUGGCAUCUUCAACGAGCAGGAGCUUGAACUGCUCAUCUCGGGUUUACCCAGCAUCGACGUAGAUGACCUGCGGGCUCACACAGAGUACCACAAGUAUCAGGCCACUUCCCUGCAGAUUCAGUGGUUCUGGCGUGCCCUGCGCUCAAUGGAUCAGGCGGAUCGGGCCAAGUUCCUCCAAUUUGUGACAGGAACGUCCAAGGUGCCGCUGCAGGGCUUUGCCGCCCUUGAGGGGAUGAACGGUGUCCAACGCUUCCAGAUCCAUCGGGACGACCGGUCCACUGACCGCCUGCCGUCGGCCCACACUUGCUUCAACCAGCUGGAUCUACCGGCCUAUGAGACUUACGACAAGCUGCGUACCAUGCUGCUCAAGGCCAUCCAGGAGUGCACCGAAGGCUUCGGCUUUGCCUAAGGAGACGAGAGGGACGACAGGAGGCCUCCGCGCUGCUGUUCCUGCUUCCACCAGCACCUCCUCCUCCUCCACCUUUAUUUGUGAUGUGUACAGACAGGAAUGCAACAGAGCCACAGAUGUUACCUAUCGACUUCUCUUGAUUUCUUCUCAAGGAAAAAAAAAAAAAAACACAAGACGACUACCGCCAUGCCUGUACCCCUGCUACCGUUCGCUACCGCCGGAGUACCAACUACUACCUACUACCAGCCUUGUCAAGCCCCCCCCCCCCCCCCCUUUUUUUUUUUUCGUUUAGGAUUUAACUUCAAUUUCACCCCUCUGUUUCGUCUCUCUUGUACAGUAUUAGGGAUCCUUUCUAUUGCUCUGUAGAGCAACAAGUGUGUGAACUUUGCCAGUUGCUUUUUUUUUUCUUCUAUUCUUUUUCUCAGCCCCUUUCCAUCUGCCCAACUUGUCCCAAGCCUUUCGACAGUGUCUUCAUUUUUGUCCACUGACGGCUAAAGUUGGCUGCAUGUCUAUAGGAAAUUGUAUGUAAUGGCUGGGGUUUUUUAUAUACAUACUUAUAAAUACUACGAGCAUUCUAUGGCCAGAGAUGUACGUGUGUUUAUUUCAGACUCGUAUGUUUUUCUUUCUCCCCCUCCACAGUGCUGUGGGCGGAGGUGAUGUUUUUUUUUUUAUGUGGUGUCCUUGGGGGAUGGUGUGUUGCUUGUGAAAAAAGAGAAUACACUGGCUCUUUCUAUUUACUUGAA
Molecule: messenger RNA, 15611 nt
Organism: Rhipicephalus microplus (southern cattle tick)
Lineage: Eukaryota; Metazoa; Arthropoda; Arachnida; Ixodida; Ixodidae
Gene: HUWE1
Product: HECT, UBA and WWE domain containing E3 ubiquitin protein ligase 1
Biological process (GO): ubiquitin-dependent protein catabolic process; protein polyubiquitination
Cellular component (GO): cytoplasm; nucleus
Molecular function (GO): ubiquitin protein ligase activity; zinc ion binding; protein binding
Source: RefSeq, a predicted model, not a curated record